AGAAAAUAAACCCAGCGGAAAUGUUCCGGCGUAGUUCCAUCGGUUCGUCUACGUUCGACGAUUCUCUCUAGAUUCCGGUUUCGCGAGGACCAACGCGAUAAUGCUGCGAAAGUCGGUCCUGGAGUUGUCAUCACGUUGGUCAAUUAAGAGAUUGCCGAGGAAAUUCACAUCUCAGCAGAGGUACUUAUCCAGUUCUUCAAAAAACCGAUUCGCUUCUGCAUCUGGCGGAAAUGGCUUCCCAGGACCUGAUCCCGUCCGGAAGCCAGAUAACUCAAAAGGUAAUCCUACAAAGGCGAUUCUAGGAAGUGCUGUGGUUGUUGGUGCUUUUCUGGUAGCAUAUCAGAGUGGGUAUUUGGAUCAGCAUCUUGGGAAAGGGCAACAGAAAUCGGAUGAGACAAUUAAGUCCGAUGUUGUUACUGAAAAAAUGGAGGCGGCUCAUCACUUUACAGCAGCACCCAGUGUGGAAGAUUCUGCUCAACGAAGCACGUCCAUGGAUGAUAAGAUUGAAACUCAACCUGAAGCUCCAUAUGUUGAGGCUUCGGGGGGAAUGCAGACUGAAGAAGAAGUGCAAUCCAAGGCUGAUCUAAUACCUGAACAAAGUACAUUUUCACCUUCUAACCAAGAUGAGAUGCUGCAAGAAAGUACCGCAGAUAAGGACGAGGGGAGCUUGCCAGUUUCUUCAGACAGAAACUUGGUAUCUGAAUACCCAAGAACAGAUUCCCAUAUGUCGGCAGAAAUUAGUUCUGAGGCAAAAAGUGUGAAGCUGGAAGCUGAACCAAAGCCAGUGGACAAUGCAAUUCUCGAUGUGCAAUCCAGUUCGAUUAAUGAAGAAAGCAUGCCUCCAUCUGCAUCAGCUAAGGAUCACACCUCUGAAAAGGCCCCCAAGGAUGGAAUUGAGCAGGAAGUAGAUAGACCAGCUUCUCUCCUUGAUGAAUACCAUUUAAAAGGCAGUGACAGCGGGAGCACGGUGACAUUGCCAACCAAAGAGCACCUAACUGAAGAAAAUGAGGCCCUUGUUAACACAAUUGAUGGGCUGAAAGAUGGUAACAUUACGGAGGAUGGAAAGUUGAUACUUGAUUUCUUGGCUGCCAUUCACGCAGCUGAGAAAAGGCAAGCAGAAUUAGAUUCCCAGGUUUUCGCUGAAGAAUUGAGGGCCUUGAAGGAGCAAUACGAAAACGAGUUAAGAGAUCUAAGGGCACGUGAACUAAUGCGUAUAGAGGAGGCAGCAAUAUUAGAUAAGGAGCUAAAAAGAGAGAGAACAAAAGCUGCUGCUGCUAUCAAGGCAAUUCAAGAGAAAAUGGAAGAUAAGCUUAGGAGAGAAAUUGAACAAAAGGAAACUGAAGCUCAAUUGGCUUUGGAAAAAACUCAGGAAUUGGCAAAAGCUGAGUUGGCUUCAGCAAUUGCAAGAGAAAAGGCAUCCCAAAUUGAAAAAAUGGCUGAAGCAGAUCUUAAUAUUCAGGCCUUGUGUAUGGCAUUCUAUGCACGCUCUGAAGAGGCUCGUAAAAGUCAUUCUGUUCACAAGCUCGCAUUGGGUGCUUUAGCACUGGAUGAUGCACUCUCGAAAGGGUUGCCAAUCCAAAAAGAAGUCGACGUGCUCCAGACUUAUCUCGAAGGAAUUCAAAAGGACUCAAUCCUAGAUUUGGUGUUAUCUUCCCUUCCAGAAGAAACGCGAUCUGAUGGAACAGAUACUAUCCUGCAACUGAACCAGAAGUUCAAUACCUUGAAAGGCACACUCCGACACUUCAGUCUGAUUCCACCAGGUGGUGGAGGGAUCUUGGCGCAUUCUCUGGCACAUUUAGCAUCCUGGUUGAAGUUCAAGGAGACCGAUCUCUCUGGGGAAGGAAUCGAAGCUGUGAUUAGAAGAGUUGAUGAAUGCCUGGCCGAGGGAAAACUUGCAGAAGCAGCAACUGUUCUUGAAGAAGGUGUGAGAGGGAGCCAAGCAGAGGAGAUAGUAAGCGAAUGGGUGAGACGGGCAAGGAACAGAGCAAUAACAGAGCAAGCUCUAAUGUUGCUCCAAUCUUACGCCACAUGUUCCAGCCUCACUUGAUGUCAGCCUUUGCUGUUUAAGGUACAAAUAAAUGUCUUUUGAGAUGGAAUUCCAAAGAGUUACUUGAUUGUUGCUUGCUGAUGUUACGGCUACCCUUUUUGUCAGAGGAAGAACAACUUCGCCAUUCUCGUCCUUCUCCUUAGGCUUAGACCUGACUACACAGUUUCCAGUCCAAAUAAAUGUCUCUUUAUGAUGCAAUAUACUGUGAUGAGGUUGACAUGAAGGAAGCUUCUCUGAUAGAAAUGGCAUCAUGUUUUUUGUUGGGUUUUUUCA
Tarenaya hassleriana is the source of this 2320-nucleotide messenger RNA. RefSeq lists its product as uncharacterized. The coding region runs from base 101 to 2047 and encodes 648 amino acids. The record is from RefSeq and is a predicted model, not a curated record. Gene Ontology annotation, biological process: cristae formation. Gene Ontology annotation, cellular component: MICOS complex. Lineage: Eukaryota; Viridiplantae; Streptophyta; Magnoliopsida; Brassicales; Cleomaceae. The transcript is spliced from 12 exons.